Aegilops tauschii subsp. strangulata is the source of this 2321-nucleotide messenger RNA. RefSeq names its product serine/threonine-protein kinase STY46. The record is from RefSeq and is a predicted model, not a curated record. Gene Ontology annotation, molecular function: ATP binding; protein serine/threonine kinase activity. Lineage: Eukaryota; Viridiplantae; Streptophyta; Magnoliopsida; Poales; Poaceae. Gene Ontology annotation, biological process: protein phosphorylation.
CUACUCCACUUUUCUUCCCCAGCACGAAUCGGACCUCGCAACCUCUUUCCUCCUCCGGACGCAAAUCAAAUCGAUUCAAUCCCGGCCCGAAACAUUGCCGAACUCGCGACGUCGUCAUCUCCGCUGUCUUCUUCUUCUCUGAUCUCUGAUCCGCCCGUCGGUUCGAGUUGGCCGCCCGUGCAUCGAUCGACCGCUAUAAAGCGCUCGCCUUUUCUUCUCGCCGCCUCUUCACGUGCGGGCCCGCCACCGCCUCCCAUGCAAGCAGCGCAGCGGCAGUAGGAGCACGGCUGUCGUCUAUAUCUCGUGAGCUCCCCCCCGCCCCCGCCCCUGCCCGCUGACUCCUGGUUGGAUCGAUCGCCGAUGGCCGUGGAGGAGCCCUCGCCGCCGCCGGCCGCCGACUCGUCCCCGCCGCGGCCGCGGCAGCCGGAGGUCGGCGCGGGCGGGCGGCGCACGGACAAGCAGGGCCGGCGCCUCGAGGUGUACAACGAGGUGCUCGCCCGCCUCCGCGCCUCCGGCGGCGCCGAGAUCUCGCCGGCCUUCCAGGACGCGCUCUGGGCGCACUUCCACCGCCUCCCCGCCCGGUACGCGCUGGAUGUGAACACGGAGAGGGCGGAGGACGUGGUCACGCACCAGCGGCUGCUCGAGGAGGCGCGCGACCCGGCGCGCCGGCCGGCCCUGUCGGUGCGCGUUGUACAGGUAUCUAGAAUUAUUGAUGGUGAUAUGGAUGAUUCCUGUGAUCAUGAGAUGGACAUGGUUGCUUCCAGUCACUUGCCUAACCAAAUGGUUCACCCUCCUCCUGCAUUCGGCUCGUCCUCCAAUCUAGAGGCGCUAGCGCUCGAAGCAAAUGAAUCUGAUGUCGGUAGCACCAAUAACGACGAUGAUAAUAGUGUUCACCUUGUUUCCAGGCCAAUGCACGAGAUAGCAUUUGCAUCAACUGAUAAGCCAAAGCUACUUAGCCAGCUGACUUGUUUGCUUGGUGAGCUCGGUCUUGACAUCCAAGAAGCACACGCAUUUUCAACAAUCGAUGGCUACUCACUGGAUGUAUUCGUUGUCACUGGUUGGCGUCUUGUGGGGACUAAACAGCUGAAAGAGAAGAUAAUGGAGAAAUUUCGCAGUGUUGAGGCACAAGCUUGUACAGUGUCAAGUGCAUCAUCACCUUCAUUGGAAGGCCUGCAAGGUGGAGAGAGUAGGCCCACAUCUACCAGUGUGCAAAUACCAUCCGAUGGAGCAGAUGUUUGGGAAAUAGACCUGAAGCUGCUCAAGUUUGGGAACAAGGUUGCAUCUGGAUCAAACGGGGACCUGUACCGUGGUUCAUACUGCAUCCAGGAUGUGGCCAUUAAAGUAGUGAGACCUGAGCGCAUCAGUGCAGAUAUGUACAGAGAUUUUGCGCAGGAAGUGUACAUUAUGAGAAAGGUUCGUCACAGGAAUGUUGUGCAGUUUAUCGGUGCCUGUACAAGACAGCCCAACUUAUAUAUUAUAACAGAUUUCAUGUCAGGGGGGAGCGUAUACGAUUACCUCCAUAAAAAGGGCAGUUCCUUCAAGCUCCCAGAAAUACUAAGAGUGGCAACAGACAUCUCUAAAGGAAUGAGCUACCUGCAUCAGAACAACAUAAUUCACCGAGAUCUCAAGACUGCAAAUCUUCUCAUGGAUGAAAACAAGGUUGUAAAGGUUGCAGAUUUCGGUGUCGCACGUGUGAAAGAUACUUCCGGAGUGAUGACUGCGGAGACUGGAACUUACCGUUGGAUGGCCCCUGAGGUCAUAGAGCAUAAGCCGUAUGAUCACAAGGCAGAUGUUUUUAGCUUUGGUAUUGUUCUAUGGGAGCUUCUAACCGGCAAGAUCCCUUAUGAUUAUCUAACUCCACUGCAAGCAGCAAUAGGUGUUGUUCAGAAGGGCAUCAGGCCGACGAUUCCGAAGGACACCAACCCCAAGCUAGCAGAGCUGCUCCAGAAGUGUUGGCACAGAGAUUCAGCCGAGAGGCCCGACUUCUCCCAGAUCUUGGAGAUCCUUCAGAGACUCUCCAAAGAGGUGGGAACCGACGGCGAUGGCCGGCAGAAAACGAAGUCAGGCUUCCUUUCGGCGCUGAAGAGAAGCCACUGAAGGGCGGCAGCAGCAGCCACCAACAAGCUUGCUCUGUGUUGAUGCCCAAGUAUAGGUGAUUGAUUCCGGAAUUGUUGAUCGAUGCCCGAGCCACUGUAGUGUACACUGAUAAUAAUUCUCUCACGUAGUAGCUGUUUUGGCCCAUUUCGUUUCCUCCUUUUUUUUCCUGUUGCCAUGUAUCAACUGUUUUUCUUGUUCUAGUAUUGUUGUUGAAUGAACGUUAA